AUGGUCCACUGCGCCGGCUGCGAGAGGCCUAUACUGGACCGGUUUCUCCUCAACGUGCUGGACAGAGCUUGGCACGUCAAGUGCGUGCAGUGCUGCGAGUGUAAAUGUAAUUUGACAGAGAAAUGUUUUUCUCGAGAAGGGAAACUGUACUGCAAAAAUGAUUUCUUUAGGCGGUUCGGCACGAAGUGCGCGGGUUGCUCGCAGGGCAUUUCUCCAAACGACUUGGUCCGGAGGGCCCGGAGCAAAGUGUUUCACCUCAACUGCUUCACCUGCAUGAUGUGCAAUAAGCAGCUCUCCACCGGAGAGGAGCUCUACAUCAUAGACGAGAAUAAAUUUGUUUGCAAAGACGAUUACCUAAGCAACACGAGUGUAAAAGACACCAACCUCCUCUCAGUAACGGCAUGCAGCGAUCCAAGUCUAUCGCCGGACUCUCAAGACCAGCUACAGGACGAUGUAGGCCUAAAGGACUCAGAAAUAGCCACUCUGUCUGACAAGGAAACGGGUAAUAUUGAAAACGAUGACCAGAACCUGGGGGGAAAGCGACGCGGACCUCGGACCACCAUCAAGGCCAAGCAGCUGGAGACGUUGAAGGCAGCAUUCGCUGCAACACCCAAGCCCACCAGACACAUCAGGGAGCAGCUGGCCCAGGAGACCGGCCUGAACAUGAGAGUCAUCCAGGUCUGGUUUCAGAACCGGCGGUCCAAAGAGAGACGCAUGAAGCAGCUGAGCGCGCUGGGCGCCCGGAGGCACGCGUUUUUCCGCAGCCCGAGGCGGAUGAGGACGCUGGUGGACCGGCUGGAGCCCGGAGAGCUCAUCCCCAACGGGCCCUUCUCCUACUACGGAGAUUAUCAAAGCGAGUACUACGGCCCGGGAGGGAACUAUGACUUCUUCCCUCAGGGACCUCCGUCGUCACAGGCCCAGACCCCAGUAGACCUCCCCUUCGUGCCCUCCUCGGGCCCCACGGGCACCCCCCUUGGAGGCAUGGACCACCCCCUGCCGGGCCACCACCCCUCCAGCGAGGUGCAGCGCUUCUCCGACAUCAUGUCCCACCACCCGGGGGACUCUCCCAGCCCGGAGCCCGGCAUCCCGGGGCCCCUGCACAGCAUCUCCUCCGAGGUGUUCGGCCCGAGUCCGCCCUUUACCUCACUGUCACUGAACGGCAGCGGAUACAACAACCACCUGUCUCACCCCCCCUCGGAAAUGAACGAGGGCACCGUCUGGUAG
This is a messenger RNA of Myripristis murdjan (pinecone soldierfish), 1224 nucleotides long. It is a transcript of the gene lhx1a, whose product is annotated as LIM homeobox 1a. NCBI's taxonomy places the organism in Eukaryota, Metazoa, Chordata, Actinopteri, Holocentriformes, Holocentridae. Gene Ontology annotation, biological process: regulation of transcription by RNA polymerase II; neuron differentiation. Bases 1 to 1224 code for a protein of 407 amino acids. The transcript is spliced from 5 exons. The record is from RefSeq and is a predicted model, not a curated record. Gene Ontology annotation, cellular component: nucleus. Gene Ontology annotation, molecular function: RNA polymerase II transcription regulatory region sequence-specific DNA binding; DNA-binding transcription factor activity, RNA polymerase II-specific; zinc ion binding.